AUUAUAAUUUAUAUAUUUCCCUUUUUUUAAAGAAUACUGGAGGAGAAGCUUGAACUACUAGCAUCUCGUUUACCCCCGGAGCAGGCUUAUCCUGAUAUCAAAUUCAGAAGUUACAAAGAUCGGAAAAGAAUUCUAAUAACUGGUGGAGCAGGGUUUGUUGGAUCUCAUUUAGUUGAUAAACUUAUGAUGGAUGGACAUGAGGUAUUCGUUGUGGAUAACUACUUUACUGGGCGGAAGCGUAAUAUAGAGCAGUGGCUGGGUCAUGAAAACUUUGAAAUGUUGCAUCAGGACAUAGUGAAUCCUCUGUAUCUGGAGGUUGAUCAAAUUUAUCACCUCGCCUCACCAGCUUCUCCUCCUCAUUACAUGUACAAUCCAGUCAAAACUAUCAAGACUAACACUGUUGGUACAAUUAACAUGCUUGGUCUGGCUAAACGAACCAAAGCAAGGAUUCUAAUUGCAUCCACUAGUGAGGUGUACGGGGAUCCCGAAGUGCAUCCUCAACCGGAAACCUACUGGGGUCACGUUAAUCCAAUCGGACCCAGGGCAUGCUAUGAUGAAGGUAAGCGAGUUGCAGAAACCCUCGCGUAUGCGUACGCAAAGCAGUCAAAUGUAUCUGUCCGCGUAGCGCGAAUUUUUAAUACUUAUGGUCCGCGGAUGCACGCGAACGAUGGACGAGUAGUUUCUAACUUUGUUAUUCAGGCUCUAGAAGAUAAACCUUUGACUAUCUAUGGUUCAGGAGAUCAAACAAGAUCCUUCCAGUACGUGUCCGACUUGGUGAACGGUUUGGUUCUCCUCAUGAACUCGAACUACAGCCUACCGGUCAAUAUUGGCAACCCUGACGAACAUUCUAUAAUCACAUUUGCAAACAUUAUCAAUGAUAUGGUUGGUGGAGGUAGCAGUAUAGAGCACCUGCCUGCUGUAGAAGAUGACCCGCAGCGACGUCGACCAGAUAUAUCGUUGGCUAAACGGGUUCUAGACUGGGAACCUACUGUUCCACUCAAGAAAGGUUUGGCGAAAACUGUGGAUUAUUUUAGAAAAGAACUCCAAAGAACUAAACACUCGGACAGAAAUCUACCAGAAAUUCACGAGUAUUCGUCGCUGUAAAAAUACGACUAAAUUCCUUCAGAUUAAUAUUAGAAGUAUUAUAUAAUUAACGGGACUAAAGAAUGUAAUUAAUUCUACCAAAAAAACACCUAUUUAUUAUUACUUGUUGGUUACAAAAUUUAACGAUAAUGACAAUCUUAACGGGAUGAACUUUUUUCAACCAGAACCAGAAAACUAAUUAAAUGUCGUCUUUGUUUGUCGCUCAGAAUUUGUGACUUGGAACAGUUGCAAUUCACAAAAUCCUGAGCGACAAUUGCGAAAUUUCACUAAUCUAACGGUAGACAUUAAAAAAGAAUGUACAGGACACUUAAUUUCAAUCAAAAAGAUCAAAUUUUAGUUAUGCUUACCUGACUCAAAUAUUGUUUGUAAUUGUAGUCAAAGCUAUUGAUCCUUGUAAAUCGUGUUAAAGAAAAUCUGUUACAGUGUUAAUUAGUCAAUAUUUUAUCUAAUCCGUCCAGAACUGGAAUCUUCUUAAUAAACGGAUUAAGUCAA
Eurytemora carolleeae is the source of this 1596-nucleotide messenger RNA. It is a transcript of the gene Uxs, whose product is annotated as UDP-glucuronic acid decarboxylase 1. The transcript has 11 exons. Lineage: Eukaryota; Metazoa; Arthropoda; Copepoda; Calanoida; Temoridae. The coding region runs from base 184 to 1104 and encodes 306 amino acids. Gene Ontology annotation, biological process: D-xylose metabolic process. The record is from RefSeq and is a predicted model, not a curated record. Gene Ontology annotation, molecular function: UDP-glucuronate decarboxylase activity; NAD+ binding. Gene Ontology annotation, cellular component: cytoplasm.